AUGGCCAAUGCUAUCAACAAUCUGCAUCAGUCAGGAAAAUUCUCAAGCAACAUUGCGGUGAGUAGUAGGGCUGCAUCUGAAGGCAGCCAUGGAUUUGGUGAAAUGGGGAAUGAGCUGAAGAAAAAUCAUGAGGAUAGUCUCAAGAUGCCUAUGGAGGAGAUUUCGCCACCAGCUUUUGAUCAGGAAAUAGUUAAAGUCGUUGUCGAGGCUGUUGAAAAGAAGGACGAUGAUGGAACGAAGGUGAUUUCACAUGCAGCUGUGCCGACAUCGUUCCUUCAACGUCAUAAAAAGGAGGGGAAAGGUAAAUUCUCCAAAUUUUUGGAGAUUUUCAAAAAGGUGCACAUCAAUUUACCUCUAGUGGAGGCUUUGUUGGAGAUGCCCCAAUAUGCCAAGUACCUCCGGGACGUUGUUUCGCGUAAAAAAAAGUUGGGGGAGUUCGAGACUAUCAACCUCAACGAGGAGUGUAGUGCAAUUCUACAAAGAAAGCUGCUUGUGAAGAUCAAGGAUCCUGGCAGUUUCACCAUAGCAUGCAUGAUUGGAGACCAACACUUUGGGAAGGCAUUAUGUGAUCUUGGAACUAGCAUAAAUCUCAUGCCUUUAUCCAUCUUUAAGAAAUUGGCAAUUGGAGAGUUGAAGCCUACAUCUAUGGUGCUGCAGAUGGCAGACAGGUCGGUCACUUAUCCACGUGGAAUUGAGGUAGGGGAUUUUAUUUUCCCAGCCGAUUUUGUGGUGUUGGACAUUGAGGAUGACAAGAACAUUCCGCUGAUUUUGGGUUGCCCGUUCUUAGCAACGGGAAGGCCUAUGAUCAAUGUGGAAAAAGGGGAGCUCACGCUUAGAGUGAAUGAGGAAAGUCAAAUUUUCUCUAUUUAUAGACCAGCCCGCAGUUAUGAGGACGAAGUGCCCAAGCAAGCCAAAGACCCGGGAAAGAGAAGAGCUGAUGAUCUUAACAUAUUUAAUGAAAAUUAUUUUUCUUGGCAGGGCCCAGCUAAGCAGACUUCUCAGGGAAAAGAUGUGAUGAGAAAGUAUGGAGCAGAGCGUGGUAGGUCGCAACAUUGCAUGUACCAGCCUCCUUGA
This is a messenger RNA of Salvia miltiorrhiza (redroot sage), 1074 nucleotides long. RefSeq lists its product as uncharacterized. The transcript has 2 exons. The record is from RefSeq and is a predicted model, not a curated record. NCBI's taxonomy places the organism in Eukaryota, Viridiplantae, Streptophyta, Magnoliopsida, Lamiales, Lamiaceae. Bases 1 to 1074 code for a protein of 357 amino acids.